AUGCGUCUGCGUUCCGUGUCUGGGGAUCUCGGGCGCUGGCAGUUCUACCACCCCACCUCGCGCCGUGUUCUGUCCUCCCAGGACGUCACCUUUGACGAGUCGGUUCCCUACUACCGUCUCUUCCCCUACCGCACUGCGUCCCUCCCUCCCCCGCCGCUCUUCCUUACGCCAGGUCCCCCUCCGGUAGACCCCCUCCCCCCUCAGGGUCCUGCUCCCUCAGGUGUGUCCCAGGUAGAUGCAGUCGAGCCUGUCGAGGUAGCUGUUGACUCUGGUGCUGCUAGGGGUGCUGAGCCUGGGGGUGCUGGGUCUGGGGGUGCUGCGCCUGGGGGUGCUGAGCCUGGGGGUGCUGCGCCUGGGGGUGCUGAGCCUGGGGGUGCUGCGCCUGGGGGUGCUGAGCCUGGGGGUGCUGAGCCUGGGGGUGCUGAGCCUGGGGGUGCUGGGCCUGGGGGUGCUGUGUCUCGAAGUACGGCGCCUGAGGGUGCUGGGCCUGCUCGUGAGGCGUCUGGUGGUGCUGGGCCUGGCGGUGCUUCGGGUGCUUCGUCCCGGCGGGAGCUGCUCUCUCCACAGGAGCUGCGUGAGUGGUUCGCCCGGCGCUGGCGGCGUGCUGCUGGAGCUGGUGGUGCUGCGGACGCUGGAGGUUCUGCUGCUGCUGAGGGUGCUGGUGCAGAGGGUCCCAGAGGUGCUCGUACAGGGUGUACUGGAGCUGCUGGGCCUACGGGUGCUCCUCCUGCUGGAGCUGGUGGUGCUACUGAUACUAUUGGCGCUGGUGCUGCUGGUGCUCCUGGAGCUGGAGCUGCUGCGUCUUCGGGUGGUUUGCCUGGAGCUGGAGCUACUGGGGGUGUUGGCGCUGGAGGUGCUACUGGCGCUGGUGCUGCUGAGGGUGCUGGAGUUGGAGCUGCUGGAGCUGGGGGUCCUCCUGGUGCUGGUGCUCCCGUUGGGGGUGCUGGUGCUGUUCCUGCUGGCACUGGUGGCGCUGCGCGGCCGCGGCCGUACUUCGUUCCGCUCCUUGAGCAGGUUCUUGGUCUUCCGUCCUCUCUUGGUCCUGCUCCUCCCUUAGCGUGUCCGCCUCCUGUCCAGACUGAGUCACAGUUACAGCCGGCCUCCCCGCUUCCUUCUCCUUCUCCCUACACUGGUCCUACUGGAGGUCUUGCUGAGCGUCGUGAGCCUGCGUCUCGCCCUGCGUCGCCUGUCCGUGCUGCUCGCACUAGUGGUCGUGGUUCGCGUCAGCGUCCUCCCCCUGUCCCCGGCACGCACCGGAUGUCUCUGCGUCCUUCCACUGCUCCGCUGCGUGCCCCUUUGCCCUCUCCUCCCGCGUCCUCUCUUCCUGAGCUUCCUGACCCUGAGUCGGACUCCCUUCGUGCUGCGCGUCCUACUGUCACACGUCUCCUUGCUACUGUCGUCACUGACCCUUCCUUUGAGUCUACUGCUGCGUCUGCCCUCGUUGCUGAGCUUGUCGACUUCGCUGCUCGCUGUCGCCUAGACUACGCUGCCAGUCUCGUCGCUGAGUCUGAGUCUGUCUGUCCUCCGUCCGUCGGGGGUGAGUGUGCUCUUGGCACGGACGUCCUUGAGGACAGGCAGGAGGAGUUCCAGUGCUUGGCUGCUGCUUCACCUCAUCUCGUGUCCAUGCUGCUUGCCCCUGAGGGAGACCCGGAUGCACUUGACAUCCCGACUCCGCGCUCUUACGCGGAGGCGAUAGAGGGUCCCUACUCCUCUCAGUGGCAGGCAGCCAUGGACGCAGAGAUGGCUUCCUGGAAGUCCACAGGCACCUACGUUGACGAGGUUCCCCCGCCUGGGGCGAACAUCGUCAGUGGCAUGUGGAUUUUCAGGGUGAAGCGGCCGCCGGGUUCUCCGCCUGUCUUCAAGGCGCGUUACGUGGCUCGUGGCUUCAGUCAGCGGCAGGGAGUUGACUACUUUCAGACCUUCUCUCCCACCCCGAAGAUGACCACUCUUCGGGUACUGCUGCACAUAGCCGCUCACCGAGACUACGAGCUGCACUCUCUUGACUUCAGCACUGCUUUCUUGCAGGGCAGCCUGCACGAGGAGAUCUGGCUGCGCCGCCCACCUGGCUUCACUGGGACUUUUCCUCCUGGCACCCAGUGGAGCCUCCGGCGGCCAGUCUACGGUCUCCGCCAGGCACCUCGUGAGUGGCACGACACACUGAGGACUACACUUGCGGCUCUUGGGUUUGCUCCUUCUACUGCCGACCCGUCGCUGUUUCUGCGCACCGACUCUUCUUUGCCGUCGUUCUACAUCCUCGUGUACGUCGACGACUUGGUCUUUGCUACAGCUGACACUGCUGGACUUGCCUACGUGAAGUCCGAGCUGCAGAAGAGACACACGUGCACAGACCUGGGUGAACUGCGCAGCUACCUUGGCUUGCAGAUCACCCGGGACAGAGCACACCGCACCAUCAUCCUGACUCAGUCACACAUGGUGCAGCAGGUCCUUCAGCGCUUCGGCUUCACGUACUCCUCGCCUCAGGCCACUCCUCUGCCUACACGCCACUCGCUCUCAGCUCUGCCUUCGGAUGAGUCUGUAGAGUCGAGUGGCCCGUACCCAGAGCUUGUUGGCUGCCUCAUGUACCUGAUGACCUGCACUCGACCUGACCUUGCAUACCCUCUUAGCAUUCUGGCACGCUAUGUUGCUCCUGGGAGACACAGACCAGAGCACAUGGCUGCAGCGAAGAGGGUGUUGCGCUACUUGUGCAGUACGUCGGGCAUGGGGCUUGUGCUUGGAGGGCAGAGUCCAGUGGUCCUCACUGGUCACGCAGACGCUUCUUGGGCAGACGACCAGGCUACGCAGCGGUCGUCACAGGGUUACACCUUCAGCCUUGGUUCCGGCUCUGUUUCGUGGCGGUCUACCCGCUCGUCUUCUGUUCUCGGCUCCAGUUGUGAGGCUGAGAUCUACGCAGGGGCCAUGGCUGCACAGGAGCUACGCUGGCUCACCUACCUGCUGACUGACCUGGGAGAGCCGCCUCGUUCUCCUCCAGUGCUGUACGUAGACAACAAGGCCAUGCUGGCCUUGUGUCGGGAGCACAGACUGGAGCACAGAACGAAGCACAUCGCUCUUCGCUACUUCCUUGCUCGUGAGCUGCAGCAGCGUGGUCAGCUGCGCCUUGCUUACGUGGCCUCUCAGGCCAACACUGCUGAUAUCUUCACUAAGGCACUCGCGCCUUGUGAUCAUCAGCGCUUCUGCACUCUGUUAGGUCUUGUGCCUACCUUGCCUCACUUGCUUACUUCUUGA
Molecule: messenger RNA, 3243 nt
Organism: Closterium sp. Yama58-4
Lineage: Eukaryota; Viridiplantae; Streptophyta; Zygnematophyceae; Desmidiales; Closteriaceae
Source: the annotation of a GenBank genome assembly